This is a messenger RNA of Diachasmimorpha longicaudata, 1667 nucleotides long. RefSeq lists its product as uncharacterized. Bases 185 to 835 code for a protein of 216 amino acids. The transcript has 3 exons. The record is from RefSeq and is a predicted model, not a curated record. Lineage: Eukaryota; Metazoa; Arthropoda; Insecta; Hymenoptera; Braconidae.
AUGAAUCGAGUGAAAUAUCACGGCAAAGUUACCCGAUUUUUAUCGAAUAUAGUUUGACGAUUGUAACGACAUAGAUCAUCAUUAAUAAUUCAGGAAAGAACUUACUUAGUGACAUUCACCCAUCGAAAAUAAUUAACUGUUAUUGUCCGUCGUUUAAGACAAAUUGUUACUUUUCCUUUUAAAAAUGCAAAGUUUCAAUGCACAUACAAUUCUUAUUAUAGCCGUGAUCAAUAUACCCCAAAUAUUGGGUCACGGUAUGCUAAUGGAGCCGGUGAAUCGACUCAGCGCAUGGAGAUUGGAUUUUAAUACUCCAGUUAAUUACGACGAUAAUGGUAAUUUCUGCGGUGGAUGGGCGGUUCAGCAUCAAAUCAAUGAUGGUAACUGUGGUCCGUGUGGAGAUUCUUAUUCAGAUGUUCAGCCCAGGAGCAGCGAAAAUGGCGGAGUCUAUGGAACUGGAACAAUUGUCCGAAAUUACACCGAGGGUCAAGCCUUCACAGCAAUCGUCCGGAUAACAGCGAAUCAUCGAGGCUACUUCACCUUUGCCCUGUGCCCAUUGUACUACCCAAGUGACAUUGAAACUGAAGAGUGUUUUGAUAAUUACCCAAUUUUGACAGCGGACGGCCAAUCGACAUACUUUUUACUCCGUUACGAUAACGAUGAUUAUGCCAUUGACUUGGUACUACCCGAGGGCCUGACGUGCGAUCAUUGUGCUCUCAGAUGGCACUACACAACUGGAAAUAAUUGGGGUAUGUGUGCGGAUGGAAGAGGAGCGCUUGGAUGUGGAAGACAGGAAAAUUUCAGGACAUGCUCCGACGUUGCCAUCUAUAGCAGAUAAUUGAUCUGGUUAUUUUCAUAACAAGUAAAUCUGUAUUUAUGCAGUUAGAUGCCACUCAAAUCAAUGACAUCGAUGUCCUAAUAGAAAUCAUCGAAAUCUCAUAAUUUAAAAAUUCUAAACUAAUUUUAGUUCUGAGACCUAUCGCUAUUUAAUUAUGCAGUUGCACAGAGAAAAAAAUUCGGUAAUUAAUUAAUUAUGAUGGGAUUUAUCCUACAAAAAAUGAUUAAUCUAAAAAUCAAAGUGGCCUAUUUUUAUUAAAAAAUAUUCAUUCAAUUCCUCAAUUUUAGUGAGUCUUUGCAGCUGAAACUUUGCAUUUUGUAAGCGUACAAAUAAUUCAAAAAGAUCCAUUUCAUCCUCCACCCCCACCUCUGCUGUGAGGACCAUAGUCUGAUAUGAUAGAAAAUCAAAUAAAACUUGGUCAAAAAAAAUGGGGCGGUUAGAACACGAGGGCUCACGUUAUUGAUUACUUCUCCGAAAGCCCCAAAUUUGUAAGGUUUUAAAUCUGCCAGUUUCAUUGUUUAAACGGGGGUUUCGCAAAAGACAACUGCACAUGGGCAGGUUUUUUUCCUCAUUUGAGGUUUUCACUCUUCACCCGGUGAAUGUGGUGCAGCCAGUGGGGACGAGUCUAAAAGAAGAAAUCGUAAAAAUUCAAAAGGGUGUAUGAAAGAGAAAAAAUGCAGAACUGCGGUUCGCCAAAUUUAAGCCGGCGAAAUGUUUUUUUUUCCUUUAUUGAGACUCAAUUCUUCCAGUUUUAUCGGAUUAGUUUCUUCUUUGUUGAGAUUCCAUAAUGAAUGGUUAAACAGAAUUAUGCAAAUAAAUUCAUGGAAAAAUA